AUGCUAUUUAGUUGUAUACAUACCGCAACGGUCAUAAGACGUUUGUCUUAUAAGGUACAUUUUAUACCUUUAAGAAGUGUAGUGAAGUAGUAAAAUGUCAAAAUGUGCAGUUAUAUUUGUUUCUAUGUUAUGGAUUUUGUAUAUUAACAGCGAAGUGGUAAAACGCUCCUUAGCCUGCAAAGAGAAUGAAAUGCACGUAGAAUGCGCUCAUUGUGGGCCAAGUUCUUGCGCGGAACUCGGGACCCCCAAGCCAUGCGGGGGGGCCACAUCGAGAUGCAAGCCGGAAUGCGUCUGCGUCGACGGUUACGUCAGGAAUGCUAACGGCACUUGCAUCCCGAAAAAGGAGUGUCCUUCCUGUGGUGGAGACAGGAACGCCACGUCAGGAUGUGGGAACCACUGUGGAAGAUUAUGUUCGGACUACAAGGAAGUCAACAAGACAUGUCUGACCGGGUGUCGGUAUAAUAGUUGUGAUUGCAAGCCGGAUUAUGUCUACCAUGAUUCUUUGAAGAAAUGCGUGCUGCCUGUCGAUUGUUGAUAAACUACAAGAAACUUAUCGUCAAUAUUCUGAUGAGAAUGAACGUCAAGAAGAAUAGAAAACCAAAAACAAAUAAUUAAGAUUAAAACUGUUGUACGUUAAA
Pectinophora gossypiella (pink bollworm) is the source of this 638-nucleotide messenger RNA. RefSeq names its product venom peptide BmKAPI-like. The record is from RefSeq and is a predicted model, not a curated record. Lineage: Eukaryota; Metazoa; Arthropoda; Insecta; Lepidoptera; Gelechiidae. The transcript has 4 exons. The coding region runs from base 95 to 535 and encodes 146 amino acids.